AUGGAUUCAAAGACGCUAUCUUCAUCCAUCGCUAAAUUUUCUGCCAAGUUCUGUAAUGAACUAGACAAGUCAACCAGUGUGGUUGCAUCUCCAUUAUCAGCUGAAUACAUUCUUGCUCUUGUGGCUUUGGGAUGUGAAGGUCCAGCACAUGAAGAGAUAUUGCAAUCCCUUGGAUUCCCUGAAGAUGAUGCUAUUCGCUCAUCUUUCUCUAGCAUGUCAUCUCAAUUGAAAUCUAUCAAAGGUAUUACUUUGAAUGUGGCUAACAGAGUGUAUAUACAAGAUGGGGGAUACAAGCUAAACAGUGCCCUUGAGAGUGAUGCUAUUAAAGUGUUUGAUGCUGGCCUUAAAACAAUUGACUUUGGAAGUGGAAAGGCUGCUCAAGAAAUCAAUAAGUGGGUGGAGAGCAAAACCAAUCAACGCAUUAAGGAUUUAUUAACGUCUGACAGCGUUAACAGCGACACUCGCCUUGUCUUGGUGAAUGCAUUGUACUUUAAGGGAACCUGGCUAAAACCAUUCCAUAAGAUGAUGACAUAUGACCGUCCAUUCUACGUUGAUGAGAGUACCACAGUGGACAUUCCGAUGAUGAGUGCCAAGGAAGAGUUCUUUUAUGGUGAAAGCAAGGAUCUUGGAGUUCAGUACCUAAAAAUGCAAUAUGAGGGCGAGGAAGCCAGUAUGUUGGUCGUCCUACCGGAAAAGGUCGACGGUUUGAAUGAUGUUAUUAAGAAGCUGGCUGAUGGUUAUGACCUGUUGGCUGAUGUGGAGACUUUGGAGGAGACCAAAGUGGAUGUCACGAUCCCCAAGUUCAAGAUUGAGACCGAGAUUGACCUCAUGGAAGUUCUUCCUAAGCUCGGAAUCAAAACUAUAUUCGAGCCUGCAGACUCCGGACUUACCAGGAUGUUAGAUAGUGACGAGAAGUUAUUUGUGUCUAAGGGAGUGCAAAAAGCAUUCAUUGAAGUCAACGAAGAAGGAGCAGAAGCUGCCGCUGCCUCUGUGGGUGUAGUCAGAACUCGGCGCUCCUUGAAUCCGCCACCGCUAAUCUUCGCGGCGACAAGAGAAGCCCUAUGGUGCGUCUUUAUCAAAGGCCAGAUGGCGUUUGUGGCCCGCUAUAAACCAGACAGGACACAGCUUCGUACCGAACUCUAA
This is a messenger RNA of Pieris macdunnoughi, 1143 nucleotides long. Lineage: Eukaryota; Metazoa; Arthropoda; Insecta; Lepidoptera; Pieridae. The record is from the annotation of a GenBank genome assembly.